AUGCAAGCUGGCUUGGCACAAAAGGAAACGAAAAUCGUACAGAGCGCUUUUGUCAAUUUGUUUCGCUCAGCAGUUGAAUCAGUUGAAGAAGCGACAUCUUUUGAACUCAAGGAUUCUGAGCUCACACAAUCCUCUACGAAACGCACUAGAACACAAGCCGAGUCUAAUGGCAGCGUCUUGAUUGUGAUCGACGAAGCCUCGGAGUUACUACAAAGGCUAACAAACGAUGAUAUUUCGUUUUUCCGGUGCAUGCGAAAGGCGAUGGUCGAAUACAAGUCGGUGAACGACAAGUGCUUUUUCGUCAUUCUUGGCACUUUUUCAUCGCUUACUCAAACCAUUCCUCACAGGCGGCUUGAUGCAUCCUACAAACCGACAGCAGACGACGAUGCAAGAGAACCGAUGAGCACCUAUCUCUUGCACCAUACCCUAGGUUUGCCUUGGAACAGCUGCGAAAAACUCCUGGGGAUGAGCUGCGAAGAGUGCCACCAGCCCGUCAACCUUUUCUCCAUGGGACGACCCCUGUGGAAGGCAUAUUUGUCGAAUGAGGGGGGGAGCACCUCCUUUCUUCUUGACCUUGCGACUAAAAAGCUGCUGCUAGACUCAAAAAUCACGGAGUCAAAAGACCUGAAUGCGUCGCAAAUUCUGGCAUUGUUUGCAUGUCGAGUGUGCUUGACGAUAUCUCCUAUUUCCAUGGUGGCAUCAACGCUGGUGUCAAGUCACAUGGGUACUGCCGUCAAGCUUUCAGAAAGCCGGGAGGAUCUUGUGGUAUCGUAUCCUUCGGAACCAAUUCUUUCGAUCGCAGCAAAGCCGUAUUAUCUGGAAGGGUAUGAUGUCAAAACUGACACUACGAGCGGCAUUGGUUUUCUCCACAAAGGGCUGCCUACGUUGAAGCAGUAUUUUCUGUCCGGAGCCGUCCCGAAGGGGCACAGAGGUGAAUUCAUUGUUCGUUUGUUGAAUAUUUUGGCCAUGGACCGAGCCAUGGUCAGAACCAAGACCGAGAGCAAGGUCUCUGCCUCAGAAGGGUCUGAAGAUCAGCACCGUCCCGCUGUCGUGGAAGUGAAGCUCCGUACUUUUCUGUCCGAGUUCGUUCGCGGCACCGAUCAGAAGCAAAGUCAGGAUUUAUUUCAAGCAUCCGCAUUCGAUGGCGUGGUAUGCUUUACGCACUUUGUGUAUUUGUCGCGUUCAAAAGGCUCCGACAAACUAAUCACACCAGAUCUAUUGCGCUGUGCAUAUCGACGAACCGCUGCAAUUGUCGUAGAUGAUGGCCGCAAGGGCAUUGACUGGUUGAUCCCCGUUCGUUUAGGGUCCGACAAGUUCACGGCCCUUGCGGGACAAGAUAAGAAUCGGAUUGGAGACUCGUUGCAUACCUUCCAGCCAUUGUCCAAUGCCGCAACACAUCACAAAAUUACACCACUGUACUUUCUUACAGAGGCGGAACAGGAAGAGUUCAGAAGAGCAGAGGUGGCAUUUGAUUGGCCUGCGGUUGUAUUUGCCAUUGGUGGAAACGAGAUGGAAAGUGGUUUAGCCCAAAGCGGUGAUAUGGCAUUACGUUCUUGCAUUUCUAAUGAAGAGAGAGCGCCCUGUGUUAUCUUCACCGGUCUUGGAUACACCAAGCUCAUGGAUGAUGAUUGCAAUACGCUUCUGACUGAGCUUCGUGACUUUGUGAUUGAGGUGCCCGAGCACUACAGACAAAACGCACCACUGACAUUCUUUGGUGACCGCUAUUGUAGCACUGUAUCUGAAGCGAUGGCUGUUGAUGAAGCUGAGGAGAGCUAA
Molecule: messenger RNA, 1776 nt
Organism: Cylindrotheca closterium
Lineage: Eukaryota; Bacillariophyta; Bacillariophyceae; Bacillariales; Bacillariaceae
Source: the annotation of a GenBank genome assembly